AUGGCUGCAUACAUUUCUUCUCAGGAAAGGUUUGGCGGUGUGGCUAAAUUGAGAAAUCUAAAGGUUGACCACGAUUUAGUGACUGCUUUGGUAGAUAGGUGGAGGCCUGAAACACACACAUUUCAUUUUCCAACUAGAGAAUGCACCAUAAACUUGGAAGAUGUGUUACUUCAAUUGGGGCUUUGUGUCGAUGAACCCCCUAUCAUUGGUCUAACUAUGUUGGAUUGGGACGAGAAGUGUGAUACCUUAUUGGGUAUAGCACCGAUUAAGGGGGAAUCGAUUGUCGGUUUUAUGAUCAAACUAAAAUGGUUAGGGGAUAAUUUGUUGCCUAUAGAUGAAAAUUUCAGUAUUGAGGUCAUUCAUGCACAUGCUAGAGCUCUUAUAUUAGGGCUGAUUGGAGGGUUUUAA
Vigna unguiculata (cowpea) is the source of this 408-nucleotide messenger RNA. Lineage: Eukaryota; Viridiplantae; Streptophyta; Magnoliopsida; Fabales; Fabaceae. The record is from RefSeq and is a predicted model, not a curated record.